Drosophila albomicans is the source of this 1771-nucleotide messenger RNA. Its product is annotated as segmentation protein fushi tarazu. Gene Ontology annotation, biological process: negative regulation of transcription by RNA polymerase II; anterior/posterior pattern specification. Gene Ontology annotation, molecular function: DNA-binding transcription factor activity, RNA polymerase II-specific; RNA polymerase II cis-regulatory region sequence-specific DNA binding. The record is from RefSeq and is a predicted model, not a curated record. Gene Ontology annotation, cellular component: nucleus. Bases 1 to 1335 code for a protein of 444 amino acids. The transcript has 3 exons. Lineage: Eukaryota; Metazoa; Arthropoda; Insecta; Diptera; Drosophilidae.
AUGGCAGCCACAAACAGUCAUUACUACGCCGACAGCAUGUACAACAUGUAUCCCGGCAGUCUGCCACCCAGCACAUAUUACGAGAACAGUCACAGCAACAACACUGGCUACUAUCAGAGCAACUCGUAUGCCAGCUAUCAGACGAACAGCUAUCCACAGUACAGCCAGGAGAGCUGCUACUAUUCCAGCUACCAAGAGCUGAUGCCACAGUCCACACCAUCAACGGUGAUCAGCUCGGCUGCAUCCUCGCCAGCUGCCAAGCCAGCUAAGCGCAAGGCCACCGAGAUGGCUGCCGACAUCAUUUCCGCAGUCGAAGAACGUCCCAGCACAUUGCGUGCUCUGCUCACGAAUCCCGCCAAGAAGUUGAAGUACACACCCGACUAUUUCUACACCACAUUCGAGCAGGUGAAGAAGGAGUCCUCCUCGAAGAGCAACAGCAGCUCCUCCGGCGAGCUAUCGCCCUGCUAUGAGCAAGACUACGCGGCAGUGCCAACGCCAUCCACACAGCAGACGCACAUGUCGCCACAGCGCAGCAGCAGCGAACAGGAUGUCGACUAUCUGGACGUGUACUCGCCACCGCCAGCGCCUUGCAAGCAGGCCACACCCGCUGCACCCGCCACGCCCGCUUCGUUGGUUGGCAUCAGCACGCCACCCCAAUCGCCGGCCGAGAAGGCUGUCAAUCAACAGCAGCAGCAAAAUGAGAUCAAUCAUCGCAUUGUGACAGCUGGCGCAGUCAGCAAUGAAUUCAAUUGGUCGCACAUCGAGGAGACUCUCGCAUCAGAUUGCAAAGACUCGAAACGCACUCGCCAAACUUACUCUCGCUACCAAACUUUGGAGUUGGAGAAAGAAUUCCACUUCAAUCGCUACAUCACACGUCGUCGUCGUGUCGACAUUGCUCAUGCGCUCAGUCUGACCGAGCGUCAGAUCAAAAUUUGGUUCCAAAAUCGUCGCAUGAAGUCCAAGAAGGAUCGCACUCUGGCCGCUUCCCCUGAGCACUGCACGAGUGCAGCUUACAGCUCGCUGUUGCCGCCACUGGAUGCGAGCAGCACAAGCGUAUCCUUGCCACAAUUGCAAGCACAGACGCAGUCGAGCAUGCCGUAUGCAGCGUAUCCCACGUAUUUGGCCAGCUCACAGCAGAGCUAUGAUUACCCACAGCAGUCGUCGCCGACAUCCCUAGCGCUGUCGCUGCCACCACCACCGCCACCGCCGCACUUUGGGCAGCAGUACGAGGCACACACACAGUACACACCGCAAUAUCAUCAGCAGGCACAGCAGCCACAGCCGUGCAGCUACCAGCAGCAGGAGCAUUCGCUCUAUCAUCUGCCUCUGCCUUAAACACGCACACACACCGAAGCGUAGCAAACUCGCAACACAGACACAAGCACACACACACACUGAGACUCACUCUCGACCAUUUGCCGGUGACACGCAAAUGGCUAACGAGAUGCUGAGCAGCCGAAAAACUGUCGAGCAGUGCCGAGCAAAGUGCGUGCACUCCCUAUGGUGCCCAACACACAUGGGCAAAAGGACGAGUGCGCGUUUAGCUCAGAAGCAGGCGACUUCUUGCAGCGACAACUACAACAAAAACAGCAGAGGAAAAACUUAUCUCUGGUGUUUAACCCAGUGGCUGGCCAUCAUGGGUUCUCCCCCGUUGCCUCAGUUGCCUGGAGAGCUCGAUUAUCACGAGCCUCGAAUGUGGCCGGGCAUCGAUAAUAGCCUCAAAACUCAACUUGGAGACUGAAAACAUGUUUUUGUUAAACUGAAAGCGAAU